Molecule: messenger RNA, 903 nt
Organism: Plasmopara halstedii
Lineage: Eukaryota; Oomycota; Peronosporomycetes; Peronosporales; Peronosporaceae
Product: 3-methyl-2-oxobutanoate hydroxymethyltransferase
Exons: 7
Coding region: 1-903 (300 amino acids)
Biological process (GO): pantothenate biosynthetic process
Cellular component (GO): mitochondrion
Molecular function (GO): 3-methyl-2-oxobutanoate hydroxymethyltransferase activity; magnesium ion binding
Source: RefSeq, a predicted model, not a curated record
AUGCAUUCUUCGUACCAUACUGAGUCUGCCGCACGCACUCUUAAACUGCUGGAGCGUCGCAAAGUCACAACACUCGACAUCGGUAUCUUCAAACGCACAAAGAAACCAAUUACAAUGGUGACGGCAUAUGACUAUCCAUCGGCAGUACAUGUGGAUCUUGCCGGCUUUGACAUCUUGUUGGUGGGAGACUCAUUGGGGAUGGUAGAGCUGGGCAUGGAUACGACUUUGCCGGUGACUCUAGAAGAUAUGAUUCACCAUACAAAAGCAGUCAAGCGUGGAGCUUCUCGUCCGCUGGAAGGAGGAGCAGAUUGCGUGAAAAUUGAAGGGGGAAGGGAGCGCACUGAAACGAUCAAGACAAUUGUUGAUGGGGGAAUUGCUGUGAUGGGUCAUAUCGGUCUUCGACCGCAACAUAUUAGCGUUUUGGGAGGGUUCCGUGCUCAGGGACGCACAGCUGCUCAAGCUCGAACAAUCAUCGAAGACGCUUUGGCGGUGCAAAAGGCUGGAGCUUUUGCCGUUGUGCUUGAAUGUAUCCCAUCAGCCGUAGCCAAGGUUGUAACGGAGCUACUGAAAAUCCCGACGAUUGGCAUUGGCGCUGGUCCCGAGACUGAUGGCCAAGUGCUAGUCUUUCAUGAUCUGCUUGGCAUGCUCCAGCAUCCUCAUCAUGCGCAGUUUGUUCCAAAAUUCUGUAAGCGAUACGCUGAUGUUGGUGAACAAAUUCGGAUUGGCCUUGAAAAUUAUCGCGAUGAUGUGGAAAACGGUCGAUUCUCGAGUGAAGCGUACUCUCCGUAUAAGAUGUCAAAAGAGGAAACCCAAAAAUUGCACGAUUUAGUGGCCAAGGAUUACAUCAAAAUGGACGUUCAUGAAAAUGAAAUGAUAGACACUGAAGUCACGAAAGUUUAUUAA